Molecule: messenger RNA, 1335 nt
Organism: Williopsis jadinii
Lineage: Eukaryota; Fungi; Ascomycota; Saccharomycetes; Phaffomycetales; Wickerhamomycetaceae
Gene: GCD10
Product: tRNA 1-methyladenosine methyltransferase subunit GCD10
Exons: 1
Coding region: 1-1335 (444 amino acids)
Biological process (GO): tRNA methylation
Cellular component (GO): tRNA (m1A) methyltransferase complex; nucleus
Source: RefSeq, a predicted model, not a curated record
AUGACUUUCAUAAAGAGACAGACAACUGUCCAAUACCAUCAGUUUUGUCUCAUCCGCCUACCUUCAGAAGGCAUCAAAAUAGUGGAAAUAAGACCUCAAGGUAUUGUUAAAUUAGGUAAAUUCGGUACCUUUGCCGUUGAUCAGAUCGUCGGGUUUCCAUACGGCCAGUCAUUUGAAAUCCUCGACGACAACAACGUUCGUCCUAUCCAGGGCUCGUUGGUGGAGCUGGAAGACGAUGAGCAGGACGACUCACUAAAGGAAAAGAUCCAAUAUCUUAGACAAUUGGACGUUGAAUCGUCUGAGACCAAUAGAGAUCUCGUUGAUAUUGGUAAUGCUACACAAGAGUUGACCCAAGAGGAGAUCGAAACAUUGAAGAAAACAUCUAAUGGUGCCAAUAUUGGUGAAGCGAUCAUCGACAAGCUGAUCAAAUCCCAUGUCAAUUUCUCCCAAAAGACCAAGCACUCCCAGGAGAAAUACCUUAGAAGAAAGCAACAGAAGUUCCUCAGAAGGUUUACUGUUGAUCUGCUGGGACCCUCACAACUACUGCAAUACUUCCUCGAGAAGGACCCUACAAAGGUGCUUGAUAUGAGUGAGGAGUCCAUGGGAUUAUUGCUCUCGCUUGCCAAUGUCCAGCCUGGUGGCCGUUAUCUGGUCAUUGAUGAAACCGGUGGUGUCAUUGUGAAUGCCCUGCUGGAUCGUAUGAGAGGCUCUGGUGAGUUGUUGGUUGUUCAUGAGAACGAACAUCCAAAUCACAGUGCUCUAAAGUACUCCAAUUUCGAACCUUCUGUGAUCGACAGAAUGGUGAAGACCAUUAACUUACUCCAAUUCUUUGAGCCAGAGGAUGAGCGAGUCCAAUGGAACGAUCUAUCACAACAGGAGAUUGAAGAGAUGAAAUCUAGCAAAAAGGCCCACUACUAUAGAAGAAGGGACAAUGCCAUUCAAAUCAACGAUGCAAUUGACAACGCCGUGAAGGGUGACUUUGAUGCCUUGAUCAUCGUUUCAACGUUAUACACACCAACACUUGUUAAGAAGAUGAUCGCCAAGGUUGGUGGCUCAAGACCAAUCGUUGUGUACUCACAGUAUAAGGAGCCAUUGGUGGAAACGCAAGUGGAAUCGAUGCAAAAUCUUGAGCUAUUGGCACCAACUCUUCACGAGACCAGAUGUCGACCAUACCAGACCAUCAUCGGUAGACUACACCCGCUCAUGACCAUGAAAGGAGGCGGUGGCUAUCUCUUCCACGCCAUCAGAGUGUUCCCGUUACAAGAGGGUGUCCAGGCCGUGGGCAGAGGCAUCAAAAAGAGAAAGAUUGAUGAUCAGCAAAGUGUUGAUAGCUGA